AUGUUUGUUUCUCCGCCUCCUGCUUCGACGACAGGCCAAGCUAUCUCAAAGAGACAGCCAGGAACAAGUCGUCAUGGUGUGAGUAACGGUUUAUUACAGUCCAUUCCAGAGGGCGAUUCUUCGGUGUCGUUUGUGGGCUCUAAUGGGUCCUCACAGUCAUUAGAAGGAGCAACGAAUUUCGUCAAUGCACCACCGGAAUAUGCUCAUCGUGCCCGGGAUGAAAUCAGGAAAAGGUUACUUCCGCAAGGAUCAAAAUCACAUAAAUCUAGUAGAGCUGGGAGUAUCAGAUCAAGUGAUAGCCAAAGUGUUUUAUCUGAUAAUGCUUCAUCAUACCAGUCUAGCAUAUUUUCACAACCUGCAACGGUCUUCACACAUUCCACGGCUCAUAGUUCAUUAUUACCACCUCCGGCAAAGAUAAUUACCCAAAUUUCAUUACAGGAUGCUUUGCCCAAAACCUUUUAUGACAUGUAUGCACCUGAGAUUUUGAUGUCCGAUCCUUCCAAUAUACUGUGCAAUGGACGUCCUAAAUUCACAGAGAGAGCUUUGUUGGAUUGGGAAUUGAAUGAUAUUAGGUCAUUGCUUAUCGUUGAGAAUACAAGACCAGAAUGGGGGAAUCAAUUACCAGAAAUUGUGACAGAUGCACCAAAUUUACCAAAAUUCAGGUUUCAAUUACUACCUUUAUUUUCCACAGAUGAGUUUAUUAUCCAAACGUUGGUAAGUUCCGAUUUAUACAUGGAAGCUGCUUUGGAUUAUCAAUUUAAAGUAACAAGUGCGAAAUAUACGGUCUUAGCAGCAAGAAAGAGACAUGAACAAAUGAUCGGGCAUUCGGAACCCGUCAUGCAACUCUCGAAACCAGAAUGGAGAAAUAUUAUUGAAAACUACCUCUUAAACAUCGCGGUGGAAGCUCAAUGUAGAUACGAUUUCAAACACAGUUGUUCGGAGUUCAAGAAGUACAAGGCACAACAAUUCAAUUUGAAAAGGCCCGAUAUGCCACCUCCCAGUUCAAUUCCAAGUUAUGAUAGAGGAAACCCAAUGGAUAAGGGAAGUCGUUCGGGGAGUGGUAGUUUAUUAAAGAGGGCAUUGAUGAAAAACUUUCAAUCAAAGAACUCUAAUGAGACCAACUCAAGUCAACAAAGCGUUGAUAAUAAUGACAAUUACAAUAACGAUAACAAGGGGUCGUCGACUGGUUCGAUGCACAAUCAGCAUGGGGGGAAAAUCUCGCUAACUAAAGAAGAGAAAGCUAUGAUAUGGUCACAAUGUCAGGUACAGGUUUACCAAAGACUAGGAUUGGACUGGCAGCCAGAUUCGGUCCCCCAAAUGUAA
Molecule: messenger RNA, 1323 nt
Organism: Torulaspora delbrueckii
Lineage: Eukaryota; Fungi; Ascomycota; Saccharomycetes; Saccharomycetales; Saccharomycetaceae
Gene: STD1
Product: Std1p
Exons: 1
Coding region: 1-1323 (440 amino acids)
Source: RefSeq, a predicted model, not a curated record